AAUAAAUAAAUAUUACCCACUUAGUUAUAAUACCUUUUGAUUUUCAUAAAUAAAUCAGUCUCUUAAUUCAUUAAACCCAAAACCCAAUAUGGUUCACCGAUCUAUCUCCGGCACCCAAUUCAAACCAUCUUUCUCUCGCCCAUGAAUUUCUUCCACCGUCGAUCUCUCUCCUUUUCCUUCUUCGCUUCUAAACCUCCAUGGUUCUUUCACCACUUCCAUGGUUACGCUUCCGCCACCUCCAAUGAAAUCCUUACAAUUCUCGAAACCGUCGAUCCCAUGGAACACACUCUUGAUCGAGCUCUCCCUCAUCUUUACCCGGAAAUAGUCACUUCGGUUGUUCAACAACAGCCCAACAGGUUAUUGGGUUUCCGUUUCUACAUCUGGUCAACCAAAUGGAAGAGCCUCCGGAGUCGGGUGUCUCAGAAUCUGGUCAUGGAUAUGCUUGCCAAGGACAGUGGCAGUGGCAGUGGCUUUGAAUUGUAUUGGAAAGCACUCGAGCAACUCAGAGACUGUGGCCUACCGAUUGCUUCUCAUGCUUUUACGGUGUUGAUAAAAGGGUUUUCGAAACUGGGCAUGGCAGAAAAGGCGGUGGAAUCGUUUGGUCGGAUGAGAGAUUUCAACUGUAAGCCCAAUGUGAUUACCUACAAUUGUAUACUUUAUAUUAUGUUGCGAAAUCAAGUUUUUUUGUUAGCGUUAGCGGUCUAUAAUGAGAUGUUGAAGUUGAAUUUCAGUCCAAAUGUGACUACUUACAACGUGUUGAUUGGUGGCUUGUUUAAAUGUAAUAAGAUUCAAGAUGCACUCAAGAUGUUUGAUGAAAUGACUCAGAGAGGUUUUAUCCCUAAUGAGAUAACUUAUACAAUUAUCAUUUCCGGCCUGUGCCAAGAAAAGAGGUUGGAUGAAGCACGCAGCCUUUUAGAUAAGCUGAAAAGGAGUGGCUUUUAUCCUGAUUCUGUGGCUUAUAACUCUUUGCUGAAUGGAUACUGUAAAUCAGGUAGGUUUGAUGAAGCUUUUGUGUUUCUGCAGUCAUCUAACAUAGACGGAUAUGUAAUUGGGCUCAAUGGAUACAGUUGUUUAAUUGAUGGCUUGUUUAGAGCCAACAGGUACGCUGAAGCUCGUGGCUGGUACAUGAAGAUGAUCAAGGCAAACAUCAAGCCCGACAUUGUCUUGUAUACCAUAUUGGUUCGAGGUUUAGCAGAAGAAGGGAGGGCUCAAGAUGCGUUGAACUUGUUGAAUGACAUGAAGGAGAGUGGUUUGGUUCCAGAUGCCUACUGUUAUAAUGCCGUGAUUAAAGGGUUAUGCGAUGCGGGACUUUUAAAUAUGGCUCGGUCUCUUUAUCUUGAGAUCUCAAAUCAAGAAUGGUUCCCGAAUCCAUGCACUUCCACCAUUCUUAUUUCUGCUAUGUGCAGAGAGGGGCUGAUUGAGGAGGCACAACAAAUUUUCGAUGAAAUGGAGAAGCUUGGUUGUGCUCCUCCUAUAGUGACAUUUAAUGCACUUAUUCAUGGACUUUGCAAAGCUGGUAAAGUUGAGGAAGCGAACAUGUUAUUUUACAAGAUGGAGAUAGGAAGAAAUCCUUCAUUAUUUCUUCGUCUUUCGCAAGGGGGCAAUAGAGUUCUUGAUACUGCAAGUCUUGAAACAAUGGUGGGGCAAUUGUGUGAAUCAGGAAAUUUCCUCGAGGCAUACAAGCUUCUACUGAAACUGGCUGACAGUGGGGUUAUGCCAGACACUGUGACUUACAACAGUUUAAUCAAUGGAUUUUGUAAAUCAGGAAAUAUAAAUGGUGCUCUUAAACUUUUAAAGGACAUGCAACUGAAAGGGAUUUCGCCAGAUUCUGUCACAUAUGGUACCCUUAUAGAUGGACUUCAAAGGGUUGACAGGGAAGAUGAUGCCUUUGUGGUCUUUAAUCAAAUGGCCAAAACUGGUUGUAAGGCUAGCUCUGCUGUUUACAAAUCACUUAUGACUUGGUCAACCCGGAAAGGGAAUUUUUCAUUAGCCUUUAGUCUGUGGUUGAAAUAUCAGAGCAGCCUUCCUGGAAGGGACAAGGAAUCAAUGAACGUGAUAGAGGAACAAUUUAAAAAAGGAGAACUUGAUAAUGCAAUUAAUGGUCUACUUAGAAUUGACUUCAAAUUGAAAGAUUUUGAUUUAGCACCAUAUUCAAUUUUGCUCAUCGGGUUUUGUGAAGCUGGAAGAUUAAAAGAAGCUUUGACAAUAUUUUCUAUUCUUGAGAACUAUAAGGUCAAUGUCACUCCACCAAGUUGUGUGAAGUUAAUUUAUGGUCUCUGCAAAAGUGGGACUUUAGACCUGGCAAUAAAUGUUUUCAUUUAUACUCUAGAGAAGGGUUUUAUGUUGCCAAGAGCUUGCAACCAUCUUCUCAAGUGUCUUCUUUGUUCCCAAGAUAAAAGGAAUUCUGCCCUUGCUCUUGUUCGUAGUAUCAGUUCCUUUGGGUAUGAUCAGGAUGCUUAUCUGUUUCAGUCUACAAAGUUUCUUCUACGAAGUCACUUUAAUAAACCGUGAGUUACAAAUGUGCACUUUUAAAAAAAAAAAUUACCAUCUGUAAGAGCAAUUUUGUAGGAUUUCCCUAUAGAUAUUUGGAACAUUUUUUUUUCUGAAGUUUAUUGCAGAGGCAGCAAAAAAGAGAAAUAAGGAGAAUAACUGUAGAUUAGAGUUUACUGUAGUGAAUCUUCACUAAUAUCCUUUUUACUGAUUGUAUUGGUUAACCAAUGUCACAGUCAUGUUGGACAGUUGGAUGCGUGUUGCGUUUCUUUGAUUGUUGGAAUUUUUUUUCUUUUUUCUUUUGACACUGAACAUGUAUACUAGAAGGGAAACUAGUCUUUAGGAAGUGGAAUCUAAUAAGAUGCUUAUGUUCAAACCAAUGUAUUCAUUUCUGUUAAAUAUUGCCAUAUACUGUUAUACUUGACUUCUGUGGUUAAUAAAAUUUCAUUGUUUA
Cannabis sativa is the source of this 2944-nucleotide messenger RNA. RefSeq names its product pentatricopeptide repeat-containing protein At1g79540. Bases 142 to 2511 code for a protein of 789 amino acids. Lineage: Eukaryota; Viridiplantae; Streptophyta; Magnoliopsida; Rosales; Cannabaceae. Gene Ontology annotation, molecular function: protein binding. The transcript has a single exon. The record is from RefSeq and is a predicted model, not a curated record.